GGGUAGAGGAGGGAUUUUCUCGGCAGCUCGGAAAGUCUCCGGCUCGGUGUGGAUGAUCAGUCCGGCUCCCCCCGCUCGUUGCUCGGUUGGUUGUCUUCUCUCUCACCCGCCGCCUCUGUGCCCGUUGGAUGCCCAGUCUGUGCCCGGAGAGGAGAGGGACCCCAGGGAUCGCUCAGUGCAGAUAAACGUGUAAACUCGCUGCGGAUCCCAGUGGCCGGAGAAGAAGCGUUCAAACCCACCGAACGAGGAUGAGGUUGCUAUGGAAACUGCUGGCGUUUCGCUGGUUCGUGUGUCUGGCAGAUGAGCUUGCCCUGCAGGGCCCGGUGUUCACCCAGGAGCCGUCCAAUAUCGUCUUUCCUCUGGUCUCUGAAGAUCGGACGCUGCAGCUGGUGUGCGAGGCUCAGGGCCACCCCAAACCUGCCACACGGUGGAGAGUGAACGGCACCCUUCUGGAUGAAGCCCAGGAUUACCGCUACCGGGUUCUCGACAGAAAUUUAGUCAUCGACACUCCGGAUCGGGAUCGAGAUGUCGGCAUUUUCCAAUGUGAAGCCACCAAUAUGGUGGGGACCAUCCUCAGCCGCGAGGCUAACCUCCAGUUCGCUUAUCUCGAUUCCUUCCAGGCCCGCCCCCGGAGUACGGUGUACGUGCGCGAGGGACAGGGGAUGGUGCUGCUGUGCGGCCCGCCGCCUCAUUCUGGAGAGCUGGUCUACGCCUGGAUCUUUAACGAGUACCCGCCCUUCGUGCAGCAAGACAACCGCAGGUUCGUGUCCCAGGUCACCGGAAACCUCUACAUCGCCAAAGUGGAGCCCUCCGAUGCCGGAAAUUAUACCUGCGUUGUGACCAAUACCGUGACCAACACGCGGGAGCAUGGGCCCAGCACGCCGCUUACCCUGCGCACCGACGGUAUCAUGGGGGAGUACGAGCCGAAAAUCGAGGUCCAUUUUCCAGAGUCUGUGUCGGCAGCCAAGGGAUCCACCGUGAAAUUAGAAUGUUUUGCAUUGGGCAAUCCAGUACCCACCAUCACCUGGAGGAGGGCAGACGGAAAAAGCAUAUCUCGGAAAGUAAGGCGGCACCGAUCCAGCGGGGUAUUGGAGAUCCCCAACUUCCAGCAAGAAGACGCCGGCCCCUACGAAUGCGUUGCCGAGAAUACGCGUGGGAAGAACAUGGUGCGAGGGCAGCUCACAUAUUUUGCUCCUCCCAGCUGGGUGCAGAAGAUUAAUGACGCCCACAUUGCGAUAGAAGAAAACAUUUUACUGGAAUGUAAAGCAAGCGGGCGGCCAAAACCAACAUAUACCUGGCUGAAGAACGGGCAGCGGCUUCAGAGCAAAGGACGCCUCCAGAUUGAACACGGCAGCCUGACCAUCGCGUCGGUGAACAGCUCCGACUCCGGAAUGUACCAGUGCCUGGCCGAAAACAAACACGGGACCAUUUACUCCAGCGCCGAGCUGAGGGUGAUCGCGGUUGGCCCCGACUUCUCCGGCGUGUUCGUCAGAAGAGUGACCCUGGGAAAAGUGGGAGGAUUUGUUCUGAUUGAGUGCAAACCGCGAGCUUCCCCGAAACCGGCCAUCGCCUGGAAGAGGGGGCGGGACCUGGUGAGGCCGAACGCCAAGGUCUCAGUCUUGGAUGACGGAAGUCUGAAGAUCGCCAACCUCACCAAAGCGGACGCCGGGAGCUACACCUGUACAGCCAGCAAUCACUUUGGCACGGCGAGCAGCACCGGCACCCUGGUGGUGAAAGACCCCACCCAGGUUCUGGUGCCUCCCUCCAGCAUGGACGUCACAGUGGGCGAGUCCAUCGUCCUGCCCUGCCAGGUGUCACAUGACCACUCCCUGGACAUCUCCUUCUCCUGGGUCUUUAACGGGCAACUCAUCGACUUCCAGAAAGACGGGGAACACUUCGAGCGAGUGGGAGGACAAGACUCGGCCGGAGAUUUAAUGAUAAGAAGCAUCCAACUGAAGCAUGCUGGGAAAUAUAUCUGCCUGGUCCACACCAGCGUAGACAAGCUGUCCGCCGGCGCCGAUCUCAUCGUCCGAGGACCUCCCGGCCCGCCGGACGCUCUCACUGUGGAGGAAAUCACCGACACCACCGCCCAACUCUCCUGGAUGCCCGGAGUGGACAACCACAGUCCCAUCACCAUGUAUGUGGUCCAGGCGAGGACCCCCUUCUCCGUGGGGUGGCAGGCGGUCAGCACAGUGCCGGAGGUGGUGGACGGGAGAUCUUUCACAGCCACUGUUGUCGGUCUGAGUCCGUGGGUGGAAUAUGAAUUUCGUGUCAUCGCCAUCAAUCAGAUUGGCAUUGGAGAGCCGAGUCCCCCAUCAGAUAAGAGAAGGACGGAGGAAGCGCUCCCGGAGGUGACUCCAGCCAAUGUGAGCGGGGGAGGGGGCAGCAAGAACGAGCUCGUCAUCACAUGGGAGCCGGUCCCCGAGGAAUACCAGAACGGUGGAGGCUUCGGCUAUGUGGUGGCUUUCCGGCCCUUCGGAACCAUCAGCUGGAUGCAGACGGUUGUGGCCUCAGCGGACGCGGCUCGCUACGUCUACAGGAACGAGAGUCUUCCAUCCUUCUCCCCCUACGAGGUGAAGGUCGGGGUCUUCAACAACCGGGGCGAGGGGCCCUUCAGCCCCCUGACUGUGGUCUACACUGCCGAGGAAGAGCCAAGUCGGGCCCCUGCGGGGGUUGUGGCCCGGAGCCUGACUGCCUGGGACAUGGAGGUGUCCUGGAUUCCGGUACCGAGUACGCUCAGCAAAGGGAGAAUCCAGGGAUAUGAGGUUCGGUUUUGGAAACGAAACGAGAAGGAGCAAAGCGCACGCAAACUACGAACUCUGGGAAACCAAACGUCCACCAAACUCAGCCAUCUACAGGGCCACACCCUCUACUACCUGAAUGUGCGGGCGUACAACAGCGCGGGCACCGGCCCCGCCAGCCCUACCGCCAAUGUGACCACCAGAAAACCACCUCCGAGUCAGCCGCCGGGAAACAUCGUCUGGAACUCUUCCAACUCCAAGAUUAUCCUGAACUGGGAUCAGGUGACGGCGCAGGAGGACGAGUCCGAGGUCAGAGGUUACCGGGUCUUCUAUCGGUGGAACCGCCAGGCUGGAGCCACCAUGAUCGAGACCAAUCAGACCUCAGUGGAACUGUCCCUUCCCUACGACGAGGAUUACGUCAUUGAGAUCCGACCAAUCAGUGAUGGAGGAGAGGGCAGAAGCAGCGAACCAAUCCGCAUUCCUCGGAUAUCCAAUGCCUACGCACAAGGAUCAGGUGCUUCCACGUCAAAUGCCUGCACUUUAUCUGCCAUCAGCACCUUAAUGAUCUCCCUCACUGCGCGCUCCAGUUUAUGACCUCGAGCCUGCCACAUCCCCCAGAGACUCCCUACUUACUCUCGGACGGUGGACCGCGAUUCUCCGCCACACAGCGACGGCUCCGUAGGAAUAUCCGGAGAUAGCCCUCAGCUUAUUGAGCUUCCUCCUCUCCUCUCCUGGGGGAGGAUUCUUAUGCACUGACGACAUCUGGAAUACGAUGUUACCAAAGCAGUUUACAUGCCGUAUAUGCAUAUUUUUUAUUAUUAAUAUCUAGUGUUUUAUAGAGUUUUUUAAGGUUAACAUGAUGUAGAUAUCUACGUUUUUUGCUGUAAAAUGCUGCAGGUGUCAUUCAAAUCUUUUCUGUCCUUCCUCUCCUUAUGUAACGAUUAAUUACCCAGGACUAUAAUAUUUUAUAGAUUGUAAUCUAUUUCUAUGUCACAUAUCCUGAACCCAACUAUUGGCGUCACAAGAGCAAUUCCUCAACGCCAUUCUCUGGACCUUUGAAGAAGUCGGCGUAGGCUGGAAUGGGGGUCCGGGGGGGACAAGACUUUUUUUGGAAAUGGACUUUUGGAAGGUCUUCAUAAUUCAACAGAAAACAAAAAAUAUGGUUUGUUGGAAGGUCUUUGUCAUCUUUGGCUGGUUGUUUUACUCAUGGGUUUUAUGACAUUCAACCGGUAUGAAGCCCCUAAGUUUCAGUCACUCCACCAUCUUGGCUUUCAUCAGUCAUUUCCAUUUUCAUUCCAGAAAGAGUGUCUUUGGACUGUUGGCUGGUAACAUCAAAGUGGUGUUCCAGGAGAUACUGGAUCCAAGAUUAUACCUGAGAUCUUUGAGAUGUUCCAGGAGAUACUGGAUCCAAGAUUAUACCUGAGGUCUUUGAGAUGUUCCAGGAGAUACUGGAUCCAAGAUUAUACCUGAGAUCUUUGAGAUGUUCCAGGAGAUACUGGAUCCAAGAUUAUACCUGAGAUCUUUGAGAUGUUCCAGGAGAUACUGGAUCCAAGAUUAUACCUGAGAUCUUUGAGAUGUUCCAGGAGAUACUGGAUCCAAUAUUAUACCUGAGAUCUUUGAGAUGUUCCAGGAGAUACUGGAUCCAAGAUUAUACCUGAGAUCUUUGAGAUGUUCCAGGAGAUACUGGAUCCAAGAUUAUACCUGAUAUCUUUGAGAUGUUCCAGGAGAUACUGGAUCCAAGAUUAUACCUGAGAUCUUUGAGAUGUUCCAGGAGAUACUGGAUCCAAAGUAAAUACCUGAUAUCUUUGGGAUGUUCCAGGAGAUACUGGAUCCAAGAUUAUACCUGAGAUCCUUGAGAUGUUCCAGGAGAUACUGGAUCCAAGAUUAUACCUGAGAUCCUUGGGAUGUUCCAGGAGAUACUGGAUCCAAGAUUAUACCUGAGAUCCUUGAGAUGUUCCAGGAGAUACUGGAUCCAAGAUUAUACCUGAUAUCACUGAGGUGGCACUGCAAGGGAUCUCGGACUUGAUAUUAUGCAAUUUGUGAGGACUAGACCUUGUAAAUGGACGAGCUCUUGAUUCCAUGAAGGGUGAAGAGAAGUUUUGGAUUUUUCUUUGGGCAGUGAGAAGAAGAUGUCCAUCUUUUAUGGGUCAUUCAGCGGCAGGUCCCUUUCUUUGAGAUCUUCUGAAUUAAUUUUUAGAAAUAGGGACAUGGAAAGCCUUAAUAUUUUAUGAACUUUAUCUAAAGGUGAUGUCCUGUGAACAUUAAUAAGUCUUCAUCUUUUAUGGACAGAAAUGAAAGAAGCUUGAUAGCCAUUGAACUCAUAUGGAGAACCUCUUAUGGAUAUCUUGUUGAAGACAUGACCCUGUAGAGGGAAUGGUAGCGUAUUUUGGACAGUGACUCGAAUAUCUCCUUAUUUUCUAUAGGCAGAAAGUGACGUUCCCGUCUUAUGUGAAGAGUGGCUAGUAGACGGUAUCACCUCAAUAAAAAACAACUUGGUAUGGACAAUGGUUUAGGUUGUCCAAGGACAAUGCUGAGUUGAAGAAAUUACUUUUGGUAGAUUACGAAGAUCUUGUUGACAGUUUAAAGAGGAAAUAAAGGUAGUUUGUUUUUUGGACGGUGACCAGAGGGUAUCAUUAUUUUCUAUAGGCAGCAAAUGGCUUUCCAGUCUUGUGUGAAGAGUAACUAGACGACAGUGUCUUCUAUGGACAUUGCUAAUGGUUGAAGGUGUCCAUGGACAUUACCUUAAGGUUUCUUAUGGACAUUGUUUGUGGUUGAAGUUGUCUAAGGAUAAUACUCUUAGGUUUCUUAUAGACAUCGCAUGUGGUCAAAGUUGUCCAAGGACAAUACCCUAAGGUUUUUUAUUGACGACGAGUUGUAGUUUUGAGUUUUUCUAGCCUACAGGAGAUUGUGAUGUUUGUGGUUGAAGAGUAGAUAGGGACCUGCCUUCGUAUGUUACAAGACUGAUUAAGAUCCGUUUAAAAUCAUUUUCUUUGGAAGCAGAGACAACUUCAACCACAAGCAAUGAAGUUGUCUAAGGAUAAUACUCUUAGGUUUCUUAUGGACAUCGCUUGAGGUUGAAGUUCUCCAAGGACAAUACCCUUAGGUUUCUUAUGGACAUUGUUCGAGGUUGAAGUUGUCUAAGGAUAAUACUCCUAGGUUUCUUAUGGACAUUGCUUGAGGUUGAAGUUCUCCAAGGACAAUACCCUAAGGUUUCUUAUGGACGACGAGUUAGAGUUCUGACUUUUUCUAGCCUACAAGAGAUUGUGAUGUUUGCGGUUGAAGAGCAGAUAGGGACCUGCCUUCAUAUGUAAGAUCAGUUUAAUAUCAUUUUUUUUUUGGAAGCAGAGUUUCCAAUAUGUUUAUGAGUUUUAGUCUUGAUCUCAUCUCUACAGGAAGUAAGCACCAAUUAGAACACUUUUAUUUUUUAUAUUUUGAAGGACCAUUAGAAAAGCUUCAUGUUCUCACCUUUUAGCGGUUAAGAUGUAGGAUAUUGGAUAUUAUAUAAACCCUGAGUAAGGCUCCCGUUGCAGAUGACUCUCCAGGCCUUUUUUCGAAGGUCAAAGGUUUCAAAUAUAAACAUCGGCUUAACUGAGGCGAGACUGCCAUCCAUUUUUGUCGUCCAAUCCAAUUGGAGAAGACAGUUAAGCUAUGUUCCUCAUCUCAUAUCUUGGUUGUAAACAAUCAAAAAUCAAUUAAAACCUCUAAUAUAUUUAUAAAAUAUACCCUUACAUAAUGAAUUUUGUUAAAUAUCCAAAUCAGAGUUUUUAAUAUAAAUAUAUAUAUAUAUCUAUAAUAUAGAGACUAUAUAAAAGGUUCUUAUGGGCGAUAUAAUGUACAUUAUGCAUAGAAGAUGGUUGGAAAUGAGAUAUGCAUCGGGGUUCAUAUAAAAAUGAUUGUAUGUACGUAGAUUUUUUUUUUUCAGAGGUUCCCGAAUUGUUGUCAUCUGUUGAACUCCACCCAAUAUGAAAAAUGCAGAAUUUUGUAUCACCAGCCUUACUUGAAAGCAAGAUAUUUUUUUUUUUAAAUAAGCAGCCAUUGUAAUCACUGGGGAUCUGAGGGGUUCUCUUGUUUUCUCAUCUGUGAUAUGCUAAGUAUGAAGAGUGGCCACACACAGGAGCAACAAUUCACAUUCUUCCACAUGUGCCUGGCAGUUGGUGGCAUGGGUACUUUUGUUUCAGCAGAAAGUUGUAUAGUUGGGUUCGGUUAGGCGGCCAUUUUGGAAUAUUGUUAAGUGGAGUGUUUCUUUCACAGAAAAUGUUCCAAAAAAAUAAGACACGGCUUCAGUUUCACCUCCCCGAUAUAAAGAAUACCGAGACCUCAGCGGCAAA
Messenger RNA from Rana temporaria (common frog), 7069 nucleotides. It is a transcript of the gene CNTN4, whose product is annotated as contactin 4. Gene Ontology annotation, molecular function: cell-cell adhesion mediator activity. The record is from RefSeq and is a predicted model, not a curated record. NCBI's taxonomy places the organism in Eukaryota, Metazoa, Chordata, Amphibia, Anura, Ranidae. The transcript has 23 exons. Gene Ontology annotation, biological process: cell-cell adhesion; brain development. The coding region runs from base 249 to 3335 and encodes 1028 amino acids.